AGUGCGGCAGUCGCGUCACGCAUCUUUGGAGAAGGAUCCCCAGUCGAACUUACCCUCGCAACAAACGACUUCAUCCAAUGUAUAUGCUUCGAUGGAGUUGUCUUGUUCCAUAAUAUGGUCAUUAUGCGUGAUGAUGGCCAACGCAUUGAUUGAGGAGUUGAGUCGCCUUUCUUGACUGACCUCAUUGUUUCUUCUCCAAGUCUCCUCAGUACAUAUUGUCUGAGAAGCAAGCUCAAACUGGUUUCAUUAACGACUCUUCACACUCCAGAAUAAAGAGAUACACUUAUGUGUGAAGUGGGUUUUCAUGUCACGAUUCUCCCCUGAUAGAGUCCAAACUGGUCCGAGAUCGCAAUCCGCUUUGACCAUGGCUUUCCAACGCUUCACAACUAUGCUUCUUCAUGACAGGACCGCACCGAUAAUUACUGCUUUUGCGUCUAUUGUUGCUUUUGUUCUAUCGCUAUUGGCUCUCCUGUCAACUUCUAAACAAGGAGGUCUUAUUCAAUAUGACUUGGUAAUGUUGAAUACGUCCACGAUCUUUCAAAAUGCAAUCAAGGUCGAGACUGCCGGUGCUUCAGGAACUUCAAGUGCUUCGGUGGCUGCGAGGGCGGCCAACGUCCCCUAUAUCCCAGCACCAACUGCAGCACCAGUCCUCCACGGCAGGGACCCGCUGAGCCUACCAAGUCCUUCUCAAGUCUCCUCCUUCUUCGCCUCUAUUGGAUCAGGUCUCUCCUCCGCAGUUUCUCCACCACAGUCCACUGGAACAGCUUCAACGUCCAGCGGCACAGAUUCUAAUGGUCUCCUAGGAGACUUGGAAUCGUUCUUCAACGCACUCGUCGGAUCAGCGACUGGGGCAAUAGGCGAUGAGGUUGUUCAGGUCGUCAACUCCAUCGUCGCAGAUGUUACGAAGGCUCUCGGGGUCAAGGACUGGUACGGCCUUUACAUGACUGGUUUCUGCGAUGGAGAGUACACAUCUUCAGAUGGCAUGAACACGAGUUCAUGUACACAAUACACUGAUCUCCACAUCAACUCUACCAACUCGACAGUCCAGCUUGGAACAACAACGCUGGACUUCUCGGCCUUGAACAUCCCCGCGAAACUGUCUGCAAGCGGAGGCCAAAUCAAGGCAGUAUUGAAAACUGUUCUCGCUCUCCAGAUCAUCGGCAUCGUCUCAGCGGGGAUUCUUAUCAUCCUUGCGCCACUUGAAAUCCUAUUCUCCUUCUUCCGACGAUGGCUCGUCCAUUUGGUCAUUGGUUGUCUUGCUGCCCUGGCAACUGCCUGCUUUGCAGUGAUUGCCUUUGCUGCGACAGCAAUCCAAGUCGCAGUCUCAAGUCUUGUCAAUGACCUCGGUGAUGGGUUGGGGAUCGAAGCAUAUAGCGGGGGUAACCUCUUAGCGUUGGUUUGGAUCAGUUACAUAUUGAUGGAGUAUGCUGCGGUUCUGUGGUUUAUCAGGUGGUUUAUCAGGUGGCAUGCGCACAGAUAUGUCAGAAGAGAGAAGGGGUUAGGACCAAGUCAGAGGCCGUUGGUCAGGACAGCUGAGUCGAGAUUCAUAAGGUGAGGGGGGACCUUUUGUAUGAGAUUAGUGGGAGACAAGUGGCAGAAUGUGGGUUUGCGAGAGGACCCGCGAGAUAGCCCUUGGGGGAGGAUUUCUCAUUGAAAGAGUAGUAGAAGUUGACUACUUUGGUCCAUUGGACAGGAACAUAAGCUUCCACUUUUACUGGGCCACUAGAACCCUCACGGUUCUGCAGUACGAAUCCAAGUAAUUGACAGCCAAAAACAAAGUUAUUUUGCAGAUCCAUAUGCUGAGCUGCUGAAAGGCACAAAUGUUAUUAGAUAGCAAGAACUACUUGAAAGAGAUGAGUUGAAUUGAAAGAGC
This is a messenger RNA of Mollisia scopiformis, 1873 nucleotides long. RefSeq lists its product as uncharacterized. Lineage: Eukaryota; Fungi; Ascomycota; Leotiomycetes; Helotiales; Mollisiaceae. The record is from RefSeq and is a predicted model, not a curated record. Gene Ontology annotation, cellular component: plasma membrane; cell cortex of cell tip. Gene Ontology annotation, biological process: fungal-type cell wall organization. The coding region runs from base 305 to 1555 and encodes 416 amino acids. The transcript is spliced from 3 exons.